Messenger RNA from Lathyrus sativus (Indian pea), 1812 nucleotides. The record is from the annotation of a GenBank genome assembly. Lineage: Eukaryota; Viridiplantae; Streptophyta; Magnoliopsida; Fabales; Fabaceae.
AUGUGGAAAUUCGGCGUCGUUUCACUCUCCAAACUCGCUAGAUCGCGGCGUUUCUCCACCGCGAUUCCCGGUCCUUGCAUUGUUCACAAACGUGGUGCCGACAUUCUUCACGAUCCCUGGUUCAACAAGGAUACUGGGUUUCCUUUGACUGAAAGGGAUAGAUUGGGGCUUCGCGGGCUUCUUCCUCCUCGUGUUAUAUCGUUUGAGCAGCAAUAUGAUCGCUUUAUGAAUUCAUACCGAUCUUUGGAGAAGAAUACUCAGGGACAAUCAGAGAAAGUUGUUUCCCUGGCAAAAUGGAGAAUCUUAAAUAGACUGCAUGACAGGAAUGAAAUUUUGUACUACAGAGUUCUUAUUGACAAUAUUAAAGAGUUUGCUCCAAUAAUAUAUACUCCUACAGUCGGAUUAGUGUGCCAAAAUUAUUCAGGGCUAUUUAGACGGCCACGUGGAAUGUAUUUUAGCGCCAAAGACAAAGGGGAGAUGAUGUCAAUGAUCUACAACUGGCCAGCUCACGAGGUAGACAUGAUUGUCUUGACAGAUGGAAGUCGAAUUCUUGGAUUAGGUGAUCUUGGAGUUCAAGGAAUUGGAAUACCCAUUGGAAAACUUGACGUGUAUGUUGCUGCUGCUGGUAUCAACCCCCAAAGAAUACUUCCAGUCAUGCUAGAUGUUGGCACCAACAACCAAAAGCUACUUGAAGACCGCCUUUAUUUAGGACUUCGGCAACCAAGACUGGAAGGUGAAGAGUAUCUGUCAAUUGUUGAUGAAUUCAUGGAAGCAGUUCAUGCUCGAUGGCCCAAGGCCAUUGUGCAGUUUGAAGAUUUCCAAAUGAAGUGGGCUUUUGAAACUCUAGAACGAUAUAAGAAAAGGUUUUGCAUGUUUAAUGAUGAUAUACAGGGCACUGCUGGUGUUGCACUUGCUGGUUUAUUGGGAACAGUAAGAUCUCAAGGUCGACCAUUGUCUGAUUUUGUGAACCAAAAGAUAGUUGUGGUUGGAGCUGGGAGUGCAGGGCUAGGGGUUCUGAAAAUGGCCAUCGAGGCAGUUGCAAGGAUUUCUGGGUGCAGUGAAAUAGCUGCCAAAAGUCAAUUCUUUCUGAUUGAUAAAAAUGGUCUAGUCACAACAGAAAGGAAAAAUCUAGAUCCAGCCGCAGCCGCAUUUGCUAAAAAUCCAAGCGACAUAGAUGGGCUUACCGAGGGUGCUAGUAUAAUUGAAGUGGUUAAGACGGUUAAGCCACAUGUGCUCCUAGGUUUGUCCGGUGUUGGUGGUAUUUUCAAUACGGAGGUACUUAAGGCAAUGAAAGAAUCCGUUUCAACAAAACCUGCUAUCUUUGCCAUGUCUAAUCCCACCUUGAAUGCUGAGUGCACUGCUGUUGAUGCUUUUAAUCAUGUCGGGGAACAUAUAGUGUUUGCAAGUGGAAGCCCUUUCGAAAAUGUAGAUUUUGGUGAUGGGAAAGUAGGGCAUGUAAAUCAAGCAAACAAUAUGUACCUUUUCCCAGGAAUUGGUUUGGGAACACUUCUGUCAGGUGCUCAUCUUAUUACAGACGGAAUGUUGCAGGCAGCUGCUGAAUGCCUUGCUUCAUACAUGGCUGAGGAAGAUGUCUUAAAAGGAAUUCUAUAUCCAUCCGUUAAUAGCAUACGAGAUGUAACGGCAGAGGUUGGAGCUGCUGUACUUCGAGCAGCCGUUCAAGAAGAUCUGGCAGAAGGACAUGGUGAAGUAGGAGCUAGAGAACUCACACACAUGUCAAAAGAGGAGACCGUGGAAUACGUCCGACACAAUAUGUGGUACCCUGUGUAUGCUCCACUUGUUCAUGAAAGAUAG